Messenger RNA from Peronospora farinosa, 2259 nucleotides. Lineage: Eukaryota; Oomycota; Peronosporomycetes; Peronosporales; Peronosporaceae. The record is from the annotation of a GenBank genome assembly.
AUGGUGCUGGGCAAGUACUGCUUCGAGGAGGAGGCUUUUUCUGUAGACGUUUUCGAAGUAGCGACCUUUUUAGAGGACUGUCGAGUACAUAGCCCCAUGGAGACGAUUUAUCAGGAUUUGAGACACUUCCAAAUGGCGCUAGAGAACCAGCUCGUGGCCAUUAUCAAUGAAGAUUACGCCGAGUUCCUGCAGCUCUCGUCUAAGCUCAAGGGUGUAGACGAGGCGGUUGCUAGCGUACAUGCACCCAUUUUGGCGGUUCUCAAGCGUGUAAGUGAAGUGCAAGAAGCUCUGAGCGCAUUGCAAAACAAGAUCCAGACACAAUUGCAGAUUGCAAAUGAGUUGCAACAACAGGAAAAGGACCUGCAGUCCAGUAUUAAAAUCUCUGAGAAAUUGCUGCUGCUGGAAGAUCUACUGGAGAUUGGGUCACCAAUUGAAGGUGAUGACGAGGAGUCGAGCUUGGACAAAGACGGACCCACUGACUUCGAUGAGGACAGUGACGAUGAUUUUGAGAACUUUGAACAAGUGAAGAAACGACUACAUGCAACGAGCGCUGCUGAAGGUUGCGCGAGAUUGGAACGAGCAGCGCAGAUUUUUGUGCAAUUGGAUCUAGAAUUCUUGGACGGCAUGCACGUUGCCACAAUUCAGAAAGAGGAGAAGCGUCUAGCGAUCGUUGAAAAGACACUUCUUCGUCGCCUAGAGACGGAAUUUGUGGCUGAAAUUCUUCCCGAUACGUAUUACAACCGCGACCAUGCGAUUAGCGAGCUCACUUUGAGCUAUUUGCUGAGAGCAUAUGUGCUACUUGACAAAAGCCAUAUUCCAGAAGAAAUGAUUGGUCGUCUGCUUGUUCAGCCAUUUGCAGAGGAACAUCUUAUGCGUGGAAAGCUGGAUGGCCGAGCUCGUGGUUCGUGCGAGGGCUUACCACAGAUCUAUGAGUCCAUUUUGUACUUCAUUACGAGCAAGUUUGCGGGCACACUUGCAUUGUCUGUUUGUCAGGGCGAGAGUAACUGCUCAGUAGAUAUUCUCGGGAACGCAAUUUGGAAGCCUUUGCAGGAGAUUUUAUCAACAAAAUACGGCAUCAUUUUCCAGGCAGCUGACCCGGAACGCUUCCACCAAAGCUACACUAUAAGCAUGCGUUUUCUAGCUGAUAUCGAGGAGCGCUUCUGCAAAAGCGAGAUCAUGAAAAGUCGCUUCCGGUCUCAUGAGAGUGUGGUGGAGUUCAAGGAAAAGUGGAACAUCGACGUAUACUUCCAGCUUCGAGCAUCUCAACUCGCUUCAAGUGUAGAAAAGUCUUUUGGGUUGAAACGUGAAGAUUUGGCCUCGUUGGAUUCACUAUACGGCAGUGUGUCCAUCGUUGCUGACACAUCGACAUUAGGGUUCGAGAACUCAAAGUGUUUGUGGAAAGCGCUUCAAGAGUGCUGGAGUGAGUGCAUCUUCCUGGCACCUCUGCUUCCCAACUUCUGCAAACUUAGCAUACAGCUUUUUGCGUACUAUAUUGGCAUAUGGAAGGAGCCGUUGCAGAAUGCCGUCAGGGUCCUUAACAGUGGAACCAAGGUAGAUUUUUGUUCUGUGCCGCUUUGUUGUUUGAGUACGGAAGGAGAUCUAUUGCUUGCUGGAAGCGACUUUCGCGUGCUUUACAAAAAGAUUUCUCAAGAUCUGUUAGCUAUUGUGAGGAAUCACGUUGGCGACUUCACAGACGAUAGCCAAGCCUUCGUGAACGAACUCUUCCAAGAGCCGCUUGCAUCACUAGCAGAACUUGAGACAAGUUGCUGGUCCGCUGCUGUCACAAUGGUUGCUGCAGAUUGCAAGAAGGUUCUUCCAGCAAUCCGCACGGUGAAGGGCCAGUAUCAGAUGACAAACAAACCUCCACCAACAACCCCGUCGACAUAUGUACCCAGCAUCAUCCGACCAAUGCAGGAAUUUUUGGAGAAGUGGGGUGUUCACUUUGAUGCGAGCAAAAGACAGAAUUUUCUGCAGGCCAUUGUGGAAGACGUUUGUACGAUAUACUCAACACUAUCGUCGGAGCUGUUGCGGUCGGCUGCUGAGUUAGAAGAAUCGCUGAAAAGUCGCAAGCUGCAACGGCACUCUGGAUCCCACUCUGCUUUGGCAAACGACGCCGUCUCGGACACGGAGAAAAUGCGCAUGCAGUUGCUGCUUGAUCUUGAAGAGAUUCAGCGAGAGCUGACGGUGCUCGGGCUGGAUGUCAAUCGUUGCAACAAGCUGCAGGAAGGUCUUGCUAAGCUCAGCGAGUCGACAAGAUGA